AUGCCUCUGCCGAUCCUGUCCCCCAUCCCUCAGUCUCUGCUGUUUUCUUCCUCCCUCCUGCAGGGGGUGCCCGUGCUGAUUGUCGGACAUCAUAUUCUAUAUGGGAAGCAGGUCAAACUGGAGAAACCCUUCGCUGUCCUCACCAAGCAUUCAGGCCAUGCGCAGGAUAGCCUGGACAACCGUGACGACGACGAUGUCCGACAGGUACCCAUGGAAACGAACCAGCAAGGACCCACCUCCACCUCUUACUCUGUGACUGCCCUCAUCAAACGGAAGCUGAUCUUUAAGACGCGCCCUAAACCCAUCAUCACUAAUGUACCCAAGAAGGUGUAGAGUGACUGCAUUAUGGUCACAGACGGAUCCAUCUGUCUUGUGCUGGACUUUUUUUUUAUUUUAUUUUUUUUUAACAGUUAUACUUCAGUUGGUGUCAUCCAAUUCUAAUAUGACCUAGUUAGAUUAUACAUUUAUUGUACAAUUGAUCAAUCCUGUUAACCUGACGCUGAACUGAUUCCAGCGAGAGACUUUAAUGAGGCUCCCCGGAAGUACAUUUAUAGAUAAUAUUUAAAGCUCCAUGAUGGUCUGAAUGUUGUUUCAAAGGUUUUUGCACACUGACAAGAAUCCCUUUCUGGAUGCAAUACUAAAUCAUUUAAAGUAUUUUCUAUGAAAACAAAGAUUUCAGCUUCAGUCCAUAAGUAUCCAAACUAGGGACACACAGGCAACCUUAUCAUUUGUUGCGACUGGAACGGACAUUUCCACCACAUUGCACCUCAUGACAGAAGGCGUGCAUUUCCCAAAUACUGUAAAUCCACUUCAUAACCUUAGGCCAUUGCAUUCAGAUAAACUGUACACAAAA
Micropterus dolomieu (smallmouth bass) is the source of this 853-nucleotide messenger RNA. It is a transcript of the gene chtf8, whose product is annotated as CTF8, chromosome transmission fidelity factor 8 homolog (S. cerevisiae). Gene Ontology annotation, cellular component: Ctf18 RFC-like complex. The record is from RefSeq and is a predicted model, not a curated record. The coding region runs from base 1 to 333 and encodes 110 amino acids. Lineage: Eukaryota; Metazoa; Chordata; Actinopteri; Centrarchiformes; Centrarchidae. Gene Ontology annotation, biological process: mitotic sister chromatid cohesion. The transcript has a single exon.